AUGACGGCUGCGGCAGCGAAGCCGCCGGAGCGUGGCGGCCAGAAGCUUGUGGCCCCUUCCUUUGCGGCAGUAGUUGGCCGUUCCAAUGAUGAGAUUGGGGUAACGCUGGGUGUUGUCUCAACAUUCAGAGGGAGAUUCAGUGCGGGCAGGCCCUCCAUGGAGGCCAUACGAAAAUUCUUUGUGACGCUGGGGCUCAAAGGACAUUGCUCAGUGGGCCUCCUGGACGAGAAGCACGUUCUGAUUAGACCAGUGGUGGACGAUGAUUAUACUCGCUUGUUUGUUCGCAGGGUCUGGUUCAUAGGUAAGUCACCAAUGUCGAUUUCGAAGUGGAGCAUCGACUUCAGGUCUGGCCAAGAGCUUUCAAUUGCUCCAGUUUGGGUAAGUUUCCCAGGUCUGCCUAUUCCCUUUUUCCAAAGGAAUCAGUUGAUGCAGUUAGCCUCUACGUUGGGGCACCCCCUCAAGUUGGAUGCGGCAACCGGUGAUCUUCGUCGGCCCUCUGCUGCGCGAGUGUUGGUAGAGGUAGAUAUCUCUUUGCCUCUUGCUAAACGCGUUUGGAUAAGAGAUGAGGAAUAUGGAUUUUGGCAGCCCGUGGACUUUGAAAACAUUCCUCCUUACUGCUCUUUCUGUUCCAAGUUCGGUCAUCAGCAGGACAGUUGUUUUCGGAGGGAUCCUUCCCUGCGGCCUGUGAAGGUGGGGCAGGCUUCCUUGAAACUUCAAGAGGUUUCUGCGCCUGUCAUGAGUUUGGAUAAGGGUAAAGCUAAGCAGGGUGAGCCUGGUAUACCUGCAGCGUCGUCAGGUAGUGUUGGGGCAGAGGUAGCUGGGCUGUCGGCUCCAGUCCAGAAGCAGCUGCUGCUCCAGGGACAUGGGGUGGCAACUUCCUGUGUUUUGUCUUCCAGAGAGGCUGCGGUAUUGGAGGUGCCGGUGGAAGCAGCGGCUGGGCAGCAGAUUGGGGAGGUCGAAGUGGAGGUUGAUACUACUUCUGACCCUGUGAAGGUUUUGGAGGAUGAAGGGAUGGAGCAGGAUAUGGGGCAGGCGCCCACAGUUGUGGAUGAUGCGCAUCAAGAUGUCGGUUGCGGAGGAGUGCAGGACGUGGGGAUGCAGCAGGAGCAGCAGGGUGAUGUAGAACUGGGUGGUAGUUUGGAGAUUAUCCUCCCGCAUGCUGCUGAGGUGCGAGGGGAUGGUGUGGAGGGGAGCAAACCAGAUGAUGUUGAGGCGCGAUCUGUUGCCCUUGUGGGAGAUCAGACGGUGGAGUCCAGCAGUGAUGAGGAGGUCCUUUCAGUGGGUUCCUUAUCCCCACGAUCUGCUAGGGAGCUGGUGCGAAUCCAGGAUGCAACCAUAGUGUCAACAGCUGGAGUUGUUGACAAUUCGGUGGCGGCUUUGAGGAACAAAAAAAAAAGAAUUUCCUUCCUACUUUGUCCAAUGAUUAAAGGUCUAUUUUGGAAUGUUCGGGGCAUUUCUAAAGCUCCGAAAUUGAGAAGGAUUAAAAAAUUGAUUCAAAUGAACAAUCUCCAAUUUUUGGCUUUUUGUGAACCUUGGUUGGAGGUUGAUAAAGUUGAACAGUAUAGACACAAAUUAGGUUUUCAUGGAGUGGUGCAUAAUGUGGUGGGUUCGAUCUGGGUUUUCUUCCAAGAGCUUUUUUCUGGCUUGGUGAUUGGAGAGAGCCCCCAGCAUGUGUCAGUGCGACUUUCUCACGAUCAUGUGCCGGGCUCCCACCUUGUUGUCUCCUUUGUGCAUGCGCGAUGUACACCUGUGGAGAGGUGUGAGCUAUGGGAGGGUUUAAUGCGGGAUAACCCGGGUUCCGCUGCAUGGCUUGUGGGUGGGGAUUUUAAUGUAAUUUUAGAUGCUGAGGAGAAGAAAGGGGGUCGGGCUUUUAAUCCUGGUGAAGCUAUGGAGUUUAGACAAUUUAUUAAUGAGGCUAAUCUCAUGGAUGCCGGUUUUUCUGGGGCUCAGUUUACCUGGUGUAACAAUAGACAUGGCAGGGCAAGAAUCUGGAAAAGGUUGGAUCGGGUUUUGGUGAAUGAAGGUUAUUCUGACACGGGGAUGUCAUUGGCGGUGUCGCACCUAGCCCGGGAGUCCUCAGACCAUGCUCCGCUCCUUCUUUCAGUGUCAACCAGAUUGGAUACUAAGCCGAGGUCGUUCAGGUUCCUUAAUGUCUGGACGAGGCACGGGGACUUCUUGCCUAUGGUUCAGGAUUCUUGGGAGCAACCGUGCGUUGGACCCCCUUUGCAAGUUCUCUGUUGCAAAUUAAAGCGGUUGAGGGGUACUAUACGGGAUUGGAGUAGGAGGGUUUUUGGGGAUAUUUUUCAGACAGUUAGGCAAAAGGAAGAGGAGGUGCGGUUGGCAGAGGUCCGUGUAGAAAGCGAUGAUUCAGAUGCUGCUAGGGUGCAUUUACAUCUUGCCAAAGGCCAGUUGCGAGCGGCCUUGAGAGUGGAGGAGUUGUUUUGGAAGCAGAAGGCUCGGGUAAGGUGGCUUCAGGAGGGAGAUCGAAAUACAAGGUUCUUUCAUUCUGUCGUCAAAAAUAGAAGGGUACGUUCGAUCAUUCACAGGAUUAGAAAUGGGCAAGGGGAGUGGGUGGAGUCGGAUGAUGGGAUUGGAGCAGAGGCGAUUCUGUAUUUCGAGGGGUUGUUUACGGAUCAGCGUCCAGCAUCUUCCUCUGAGUUGCUUCAACAUAUCCCAACAAUUUUGACUGAUGAGGAGAAUGAUUUGUUGGAGCAGUUUCCCUCUGCGGUGGAGAUUCGAAAUGCGGUUUUUGCGAUGGAUGGGGAGAGUGCACCGGGGCCGGAUGGAUAUACGGGUAAGUUCUUUACGGUUGCUUGGUCAGUUGUCGGUGCGGAUGUUGUUAGCGCAGUGCGUAGUUUUUUCUGUGGGACGGAGUUGCCUCGGGCUAUUACAGCGACCUCCAUUACACUCAUUCCUAAGGUUGGGCACCCACAGGAUUUUUCUCAGUUUCGCCCGAUUAGCUCAUGUAACUUUGUUAACAAGUUGAUUUCGCGAAUUUUGGCGGAUCGCUUGGCCCGAAUCCUUCCAAGGAUUAUUUCCCCACAGCAGAGUGGUUUUGUUCGGGGGCGGCUUAUAUCGGAUAAUUUCUUGCUGGCACAAGAGUUGCUCUCUAAUAUAGGGAGGACCUCCAGAAAUGCCGAUGUAGCUCUGAAAUUAGAUAUGUCAAUGGCUUAUGACCGUGUUUCCUGGAUUUUUUUGACAAUGAUUUUGAGGAGAUUUGAUUUUAGGGAGCAAUGGAUUGAUAUGAUUUGGAGAUUGGUCUCGAAUGUUUGGUUUUCGAUCCUAAUCAACAGGGCCAGUGUGGGUUUCUUUAAGUCUACGCGAGGGCUUCGUCAAGGGGACCCGUUAUCCCCAGAUUUGUUUAUUAUUGGCGCUGAGGUGCUGUCCCGCUCUUUGAACCAGUUAGUGGAGCAUCGGCAGUUCAAGUGCUUUUCAGUUCCGCGGGGCUGUCCUAUGAUCACUCAUCUCAGUUAUGCAGAUGACGUCCUGAUUUUUUCAGGUGCUUCAUCCACUUCGCUGAGAUGUGUUAUGCAGAUUAUUGGAAAAUAUGAAGCAGUUUCGGGGCAGGAGAUUAAUGUUCAAAAGAGCGGGUUCAUGGUGCAUGCUAAACUGCCUAGUCAGUGUGUGGCAAGGAUUCGACGGGUAAUUGGAUUUGGUUUGAAGUCGUUUCCCGUGCGUUACUUGGGGUGUCCGCUUUUUGUGGGGCGCCGGAAGUGUCUAUACUUCAUGGAGCUGGUACAGUCAGUUAUUUCUAAAGUUUCUUCAUGGCGGUCCAGAUUUCUAUCCAAUGGGGGUCGGAUUGUACUCAUCAAACACGUGCUUUCAGCAAUCCCAACUCAUUUUUUGGCAGCUUCAUGCCCUCCGAAGGGAGUUCUAGCUUUAGUUGAACGGACUAUGGCAAAUUUUCUCUGGGGGGAGCGGGAAGGUGGCCUCCGACAUCAUUGGAUUAAGUGGGCAGACCUGUGUGCCGACUCGUCACAGGGUGGGGUUGGUGUUCGAUCGCUUCUGGAGGUUCAUACAGCAUUCUCAUUCAAAUUGUGGUGGCGUUUCCGUACGAGAGAGUGUUUAUGGGCGACAUUUAUGAGAGCCAAGUAUUGUCGGCAGAGUCAUCCAUGCAUGGUAGCGGCGGGUCAGGGCAGUUCAUAUAUGUGGAGGCGUUUGCUUCAAAUUCGUGAGGUGACGGAGCAAAAUCUUUGGUGGGAGAUGCGAUCGGGACAGUGUAAUUUCUGGUUCGACAAUUGGAUGGGUUCUGGUCCUCUGUGUCAACGGUUACAAAGUGUUUCUGAUCACUUAGUUAGGGAUUUCGUAUUGAAUGGAAGGUGGAAUCAACAGUUGCUACGGCUUUGGGUUCCUGAUGACAUAGUAUCAGAGAUAGUUACUAAAGUUGCCCCAGUGGGAUCCGCGGACGAUCGUGCGGUGUGGGCCUUGACAGAGUCAGGAGAUUUCUCCAUUGCUUCCACAUACGUGCUGCUUGGUAGUCAGACCCCCUCAUCUUUCAUGUUUGAAAGGGUUUGGCACCCUGUAAUUCCAAUCAAGAUAUCAUUCUUCAUGGUAAGAUUGCUGCGGGAUCGUUUACCGUUGGCAUCGUCCCUAGGAAGGUUGCAAGUCUAUGGCCCUUCCAAGUGUUUUUGCUGCUUGGCCUCGCAAUCUGAGUCGUUGGAUCAUGUCUUUGCGGAAGGUGAGUUAGCUCUUUUCCUGUGGACCUUUUUUGGGAAUAGCGCUGGAGUGAGUUAUAGAGGUAUGGGGGUGCGGUCGCGUUUGGCAACUUGGUGGUGCCAACCGGUUCGGCACUCUCGUUUGGAAUCAUUACAUUCGGUUUUGCCUUGCAUUAUUUGUUGGCAUAUUUGGUUGGCACGGAAUCUUGCAAUUUUUGAAGGGCAGCUCCUGCGUCGACAGACCAUUUGUGACCGUAUCUUGGCAGAUGUCGUAGGGCUAUUUUCCAAGAAGUUUGCAGGUGAGUUUAUUGGGGUUGGCUCCUGGUCGACGGUCCUCUCCAUCUUCUCUGGGUGGAGGCCUCGGUAUUCCCAUAGAGUGGUUUGUUGGGAAUUUCCAGUCCAGGGAGCCUUCAAGUUAAAUACGGAUGGGUGCUCGCUUGGCAAUCCGGGCGUUAGUGGCGGGGGUGGUGUGCUUAGGGACUCGUCUGGUGCUUUGUUGUUUGGCUUUUCUGUUCCGUUUGGGGAACUUACAUGUCUGCAAGCGGAGAUAAAGGCUUUGGUGUUUGGGGUGCAACAAUGCCGUCUUCGGGGUUUCUCGCGGAUUCGGGUGGAGGUGGAUUCUCUUGUGUUAGUCAACCUCCUGGUAAGACAAGUCAGGUGUCCGUGGUCAGUUCGGUCGGAUCUAGAAUCGUUACGGGCUGUCCAAGGGUUGGAGUGGACGGUGGGGCAUUGUUAUCGGGAAAUGAAUCAAGUGGCGGAUGCCUUAGCCAAGGUUGGGGCACAUUCUGAGGGUACUAUUUUGUAUACGACACAGUCUGAGUUGCCAAGGGUGGCAAGGGGGGCCUUAGGUUUAGAUAGGUCGCAGAUUCCUGCGAUUCGUACUCGAGCUAUUUCUCACUGA
Coffea arabica (coffee) is the source of this 5556-nucleotide messenger RNA. RefSeq lists its product as uncharacterized. Gene Ontology annotation, molecular function: RNA-DNA hybrid ribonuclease activity; nucleic acid binding. NCBI's taxonomy places the organism in Eukaryota, Viridiplantae, Streptophyta, Magnoliopsida, Gentianales, Rubiaceae. The record is from RefSeq and is a predicted model, not a curated record.